Messenger RNA from Microcebus murinus (gray mouse lemur), 5767 nucleotides. RefSeq names its product ribosomal protein S6 kinase A2 (gene RPS6KA2). Gene Ontology annotation, molecular function: ribosomal protein S6 kinase activity; ATP binding; magnesium ion binding. The record is from RefSeq and is a predicted model, not a curated record. Gene Ontology annotation, biological process: intracellular signal transduction; protein phosphorylation. Lineage: Eukaryota; Metazoa; Chordata; Mammalia; Primates; Cheirogaleidae.
GGCAGCAGCAGCAGUGUGGACUCUGCCAAAGUCGCAGGGAGAUUCUCCAGCGGCAGCUGCCUCCUCCCUCCGCUGCCAGCCCAGAGCGGCAGCAGCAGGGUCGCUGCAGGGACGGGACCACCCGCCGGGCCGCCCCAUCCAGGCCCCAGCUUCCUCCCGGCCAGGCCAGUGCCCACCGCCGCUGUCCUGCCCUCUCCUCUGCCUCCCCGAAGCCGCCUCCAGCCUGCGCCUCCCGCGUCCGGCAGUCUGUCUGCGGCUCCCCGGGCAGCCCGGGCCUCUGUUGGUUUGCUUUCUUACUGUCAACACUUGACCCGAGAGGAAAGGGAAAGUUUUGAAAAAUGCCGAUUGCACAGCUGCUGGAACUAUGGAAGAAGAUAGAGGUGGAGCCUAUGGAGAUAGAGGUCGCCGAGGAGGAUGCUGAGGUGGACGCGGAGCCCGCCGCAGAGGACACUGCGGAAGAAGUAACCGGCAAAGUUGACGCGGCCUCGCCGGAGACCAAGGCAGCUGCGUCAGCAGAGGAAGAAGGCAUCGUGAAGGAAAUCGACAUCAGCCACCAUGUGAAAGAAGGAUUCGAAAAGGCAGACCCUUCCCAGUUUGAGCUGCUGAAAGUGUUAGGCCAGGGCUCCUACGGAAAGGUGUUCCUGGUACGGAAGGUCAAGGGGUCGGACGCCGGGCAGCUCUACGCCAUGAAGGUCCUCAAGAAAGCCACCCUGAAAGUUCGGGACCGAGUGCGGUCCAAGAUGGAGAGGGACAUCCUGGCGGAAGUGAACCACCCUUUCAUCGUGAAGCUCCAUUACGCCUUUCAGACGGAAGGAAAGCUCUACCUGAUCCUGGACUUCCUGCGCGGAGGGGACCUCUUCACCCGGCUCUCCAAGGAGGUCAUGUUCACCGAGGAGGACGUCAAGUUCUACCUGGCUGAGCUAGCCCUGGCCCUCGACCAUCUCCACGGGCUGGGCAUCAUCUACAGGGACCUGAAACCCGAGAACAUCCUCCUGGACGAAGAGGGACACAUCAAGAUCACAGAUUUCGGGCUGAGCAAGGAGGCCAUCGACCACGACAAGAGGGCGUACUCCUUCUGCGGGACCAUCGAGUACAUGGCGCCGGAGGUGGUGAACCGGCGCGGGCACACGCAGAGCGCGGACUGGUGGUCCUUCGGCGUGCUCAUGUUCGAAAUGCUCACGGGGUCCCUGCCGUUCCAGGGGAAGGACCGGAAGGAGACCAUGGCCCUCAUCCUCAAAGCCAAGCUGGGGAUGCCCCAGUUCCUCAGCAUGGAGGCGCAGGGCCUGCUGCGAGCCCUCUUCAAGCGGAACCCCUGCAACCGGCUGGGUGCUGGCAUUGACGGAGUGGAGGAGAUUAAGCGUCACCCUUUCUUUGUCACCGUAGACUGGAAUAAGCUGUACCGGAAGGAGAUCAAGCCGCCGUUCAAGCCAGCAGUGGGCAGGCCCGAGGACACCUUCCACUUCGACCCCGAGUUCACGGCGCGGACACCCACAGACUCCCCCGGCGUGCCCCCCAGCGCCAACUCGCACCACCUGUUCCGGGGAUUCAGCUUUGUGGCCUCCAGCCUGGUCCAGGAGCCCUCGCAACAAGACCUGCACACAGUUCCCGUCCACCCAAUCGUGCAGCAGCUGCACGGGAACAACGUCCACUUCACCGACGGCUACGAGAUCAAGGAGGACAUCGGGGUGGGCUCCUACUCCGUGUGCAAGCGCUGCGUGCACAAAGCCACCGACGCAGAGUACGCCGUGAAGAUCAUCGACAAGAGCAAGAGGGACCCCUCAGAAGAGAUCGAGAUCCUGCUGAGGUACGGCCAGCACCCGAACAUCAUCACCCUCAAAGACGUGUACGACGACGGCAAGUUCGUGUACCUGGUGAUGGAGCUGAUGCGGGGCGGGGAGCUGCUGGACCGCAUCCUGCGGCAGAGGUGCUUCUCGGAGCGCGAGGCCAGCGACGUGCUCUGCACCAUCGCCAAGACCAUGGACUACCUGCACUCCCAGGGGGUGGUCCACCGAGACCUGAAGCCCAGCAACAUCCUGUACGUGGACGAGUCCGGAAACCCCGAAUCCAUCCGCAUCUGCGACUUCGGGUUUGCCAAGCAGCUGCGCGCGGAGAACGGGCUGCUGAUGACGCCCUGCUACACGGCGAACUUCGUGGCCCCCGAGGUCCUGAAGCGCCAGGGGUACGACGCGGCGUGCGACAUCUGGAGCCUGGGGAUCCUGCUGUACACCAUGCUGGCGGGAUUCACCCCUUUUGCAAACGGCCCGGAUGACACCCCCGAGGAGAUCCUGGCCCGGAUCGGCAGCGGGAAGUACGCCCUCGCCGGGGGCAACUGGGACUCCAUAUCCGACGCGGCGAAAGACGUCGUGUCCAAGAUGCUCCACGUGGACCCUCACCAGCGCCUGACUGCAGUGCAAGUGCUCAAGCACCCGUGGAUUGUCAACAGAGAGUACCUGUCCCAAAACCAGCUCAGCAGGCACGACAUCCACCUGGUGAAGGGUGCGAUGGCCGCCACCUACUUCGCCCUGAACAGGACACCCCAGGCCCCGCGGCUGGAGCCGGUGCUGUCGUCCAGCCUGGCUCAGCGCAGGGGCAUGAAGAGACUGACGUCCACCCGGUUGUAGCCGGCGGGCGCCUGGCCAGCGGCCCCAGGCGGCGCCCUCUCCGCCCUCAGACACCGCACAGACAGACGCAGCCCCGUCCUCAGCCCUGGGGGCCGCAAGCGGCGUGGGCAGAGCGCGCUUCCCGCGUCUGUGUUUUCCUUCCCGGCCCGGAGAGGACCCUGAGCCGGGGGCUUCUCGGAGCCGGGCUCUGCCUCCCGCUCCCGCACCCCUCCUCCAUCCUCACGCAAACCCCGAGCUUCUCUCACCUCCCGGCGCCCCGGAGGCCCUGCGGUGUCGUCUCGGCACGCUGGCUCGGGCGUGUGCACAGCACGGCUUGCGUGCCGCGGAGAGCUGGACUCCGGCUGCGAAGCCCAGCGCUGGCCGGCCUCCUGGCGCGGCCCCGGUGGCUGAGACCACGGGAAGGACGGCGUCAGGCAGGGAUGCGCCGUGGCCGCGGCGCGGAGCCCCUGGCGGGCUGCAAGCUCCGGGCAUCUGCGGCCUCCCUCGGGCUGGGGAGGGGCACCCGGCCCCACCCACAGUAAUCCAAAGAGCCGCCUCCUCCUCCUCGCGCCCCUGCUUGCUGACUCGGACGAGGGAAGAGCCCGGCCUGGAAUCGGAUGGCCGUGUUUGCCUCGUGCCACAGUCCACGGGACUCGGGAGAGGAGCCCCCCGGGGGGCAGCCAGGCGCCCGUGUCCCCGGGGGGGCCUGUCCUCCCCUGGAGAGGUGGCGCCGGCCGCUGGGCCCCGGCUCUGGCGGUCUGGAAGCUACCGGAAGCUUCCCCGAGAGCUUCCCCGGGCUCCUGCGCCGGGCGUGCGUGCUGACCCAAAGCAGUGGUUUUGCUGUGUUCGCUUUCAGUUUUCCGGUCCGUGGAGAAACUGUGGAUGUUGGAAAAGUCGGGCUCCGUGUCCUCCGUCAGUCCCUUCUCCGUCUGCCCUGAGAGGGCGGGAGGCGCACGGCCCAGGUGCGCUGUGGGCGGUGGCGAUGCACUUUGUGGACGUGUGUUGUGCUUCGUGUUUGUGUUGCGUAGCUCUGUUCUGACAGGGACCUUUGCGUGGCGUUUGACGUUUCCCUGGGUGUGCGGUGCACACAGGAGCGGGCGUGGCGCAGACCGCCCUGCUGUGCUUUCCUGUGUCGUGGGAGCUCAUGCCCGGGUGGCAGGUGCAGCAGGGUGCCCCGCCCUCAAAGAGCGAACUCGCGGGUCCCUCAGCCUCCCAUUGGGGGAUGAGGAUGCCCCAGCCGGUCCCCAAGCCAGGGGACCCACCAGGUGGGCGGGACAGGAGGAUGACUCUCACCUGUGCCCGCUCCAGGAACAGCCCCUUCUGCGGCAAGGGCAAGCCGGUCCGGGCGGCACCUGUCGGCCACAGCCAGGAUUCCAUGGAGACGGUGGUGUCCUGCUAUUCCUCUUCCCUCCAUCUCCCUCACGCUAGCACCCAGCUCCAAAAAACACACGUGCAGCAUUCUGAAAAACAGCUCCUUAGCUUGGUCUGGUCGUGGUCAAACCUUAAAACACAAACUUGUUCCAGAAGCUUUAAUUAUUUCGUGAGGAUUUUCCUAGAGAACCUCAGAGACUCAUAAAAGUCGAGGGACAGAUUUUAUGUACCUGUUUUCCCACCGUGCCCACUGGGCGUUCCUCAUGUUUUCUCAGUAGAAAAUGCUUUUCCAAGGAUAGAAUGACUUCCACUCGUGACAGUUUUGGUUUUUAGGUCCAAAUUAUUUCACUUCUUAUUCGAAACUUAGGGAAAAGUGGAUUAAGUCCUUGGGUCACAGAUUUUUGUCCUCCUAGAAAGGAAGGAGUCAUUUCCGCUUGCUACUUGUCCAUCUCUGCCCAGAGCCUGUGGCCCGGCCUUGAUCGCGUGUUUUUGGGCUUAAAGUCCUGAGAUCCGAGGAGGGAGAGAGCUGAGGAGGGGGAGUAAAAGCUGCUGGGAAGUGGUUGUUCCCCCCACGGCUGCAGCCCCUCCUCUUCCUCAGCAGUCCCCGCCCACGUCACGUGGCCUUACUUCUGAACUGAGAGUGCCAAAGGGACCCAGGGCUCUGCCACACCACUGUCAUUCCGCCCACUCCACGUCGUCUGCCUGGGGGGGGGUAACAUACCUCUCCUUUGCCCCCUUAUCCAGAACAACGUGAUACUUGAAACCCUUCGAAGAGAGUCCGCCUAAAGAUAGGGUGUCGUAUUUUAAGCAAAGUCCCCCAAACCCCCGAAUGUGAAGGCGUGCGCCAUGCACACGGCGGCGGGCGCGCAGACGGAGGUGUUAUUGCAGUUUGCACUUACCCGGCACGGGCACCCCACGCCUAGUGCCAGGCUCCGUGUGAUUUGCACGGGUGACAUGGACUUCCAGAAGGUCGAAUAGCUUUGCCUGCUCACUCGGAUAAUCCCCACCACCCCCAGAUGAUAAAACCGCAGCGUGUGCGGGAGCAUAGGAGCAGAGAUCUCAGGAUGCCCAGCCCCCCUCCACACCCCCGCUGAGUACUCCCUCCCUUCGGGGCACCACCCACAGGUCCUCCCUCCCCACGUGGGAGAAGCACCCGCUUCACCCCAUAAGCAGGGGCUUUGCCGGUUCCACCCCCAAAGUGGCAUGUGGGCAAGAGGUGAGGCUCUCACUUGCACCCUUAAGUCAGACUUGUCCGUGAUUUUAAACUAACUGUGUGUGUGUGUGUGUUGGCGUUUGGAAGACCACUCCACUUUUGAGUGGCGACAGCACUUAAUGUCAGUCAGUAUUGUCGACUAAAUGGUGUUCCCGCUGAAGCCGCACGUGGGAUCUUCGCCUCGCGCUUCGCUGGCUCUCGAGCACGCGAUAGAGUUUGAUUUGCGCUGCGUGUCUUCUGACGCGGUUUGUGGCCCCUCGCCUUGCCAGGAGUCCGGCGAGCUCUAGAACCGAGGGCGCGGCAGGGUCCUGAGCGGUGAGGAAGGGCGGGCGGCCCGGCCGGGCGGCAGCGCCCGGGAGCAGGGUCUCGCGCCCGCCCGCCCGCCCGCCGGGCCAGCACGCUUCUCGGCCGGCUCCUCCGACUCAGCACUUUGUUUACAAGCUCAGCAGUUACGUUUACAGGUCGGUUUUGUGCUCGCGCUUUGUAUUUCCUGUUUGAGAUGGGCGGCCACUGUACAGAUAUUUAUUACGCUUUCCAGACUUUCCGAAUAGAUUUUUUUGAAUAAACAUGGUUUUAUGAAGUG